Rubroshorea leprosula is the source of this 2245-nucleotide messenger RNA. Lineage: Eukaryota; Viridiplantae; Streptophyta; Magnoliopsida; Malvales; Dipterocarpaceae. The record is from the annotation of a GenBank genome assembly.
UUCUCCACAUUCCAUUUUUCUAUUAAUUAAAAUUACUUAUUGUUUUUCCCUUCAAAUUUUUUAUUAUCCAUUGAUCUUGUUUCUCUCUCCCAAUCUCUCGGUUAUAUACUCUUUCCUUUCUUGCAUUUCCCCUUCUCUUUGGCCUCUUUUGCGGGAUAAAAGGGACCUCCGGUGGCUUUUGAGAUUCAAGAGAUAAAAAUGGCUGAGCCAAACCUAGGGAGACCUUUGAUCCUGCACUCAUCAAGAAAGCUCCCUGAUUUUAAGAAAUCCGUGAAGUUGAAAUAUGUGAAGCUUGGAUACCAUUACCUCAUCACCCAUGGAAUGUAUCUCUUCCUGUCUCCUCUUGUUAUUGCAAUUGCUGCACAGCUCUCGACAUUUUCUCUUCAGGAUCUAUAUGAUCUUUGGGAGAAUCUCCAAUACAACCUCAUUUCUGUGAUCAUCUGCUCAACUCUCCUUGUUUUCUUGUUCACCCUCUACUUUCUGACCCGUCCUCGUCCAGUUUACCUUGUCAACUUCUCAUGCUACAAGCCUGAGGAAUCUCGGAAAUGCACAAAAAAGAUCUUCAUGGAUCAGUCUUGCUUGGCUGGUACAUUUACGGAGGAGAAUCUUGCGUUUCAGCGUAAGAUCCUUGAAAGAUCUGGACUUGGGGAUUCAACUUACCUUCCGGAGGCUGUCCUCAAUAUUCCCCCUAAUCCAUCAAUGAAAGAAGCAAGGAAAGAGGCAGAAGCUGUGAUGUUUGGUGCCAUUGAUGAGCUUCUGGCUAAGACUGCUGUAAAACCCAAAGAUAUUGGAAUAUUGAUUGUGAACUGUAGCUUGUUUAAUCCAACUCCAUCUCUGUCUGCCAUGGUUAUCAACCAUUACAAGCUUCGAGGGAAUAUAGUUAGCUACAACUUGGGAGGAAUGGGUUGCAGUGCAGGCCUGAUCUCCAUAGAUCUUGCUAAGGAUCUUCUCCAGGUCCAUCCCAACUCCUAUGCAUUAGUUAUCAGCAUGGAGAACAUCACUUUGAAUUGGUACUUUGGGAAUGAUCGAUCAAAACUUGUUUCAAAUUGCUUGUUCAGAAUGGGAGGUGCAGCAAUACUGCUCUCAAACAAAAGCUCUGACAGAAGAAGAUCCAAAUAUCAAUUGGUUCACACUGUUCGCACCCACAAGGGUGCUGAUGACAAGUGCUUCGCAUGUGUUACUCAAGAGGAAGACUCAACAGGGAAGAUUGGUGUUUCUCUGUCAAAGGAUCUCAUGGGAGUCGCUGGUGAUGCUUUAAAGACCAACAUUACCACAUUGGGUCCUCUGGUUUUGCCAAUGUCUGAGCAGCUGCUAUUUUUUGCAACAUUGGUUGGGAAGAAACUUCUCAAGAUGAAGAUCAAGCCUUAUAUCCCAGAUUUUAAGCUAGCUUUUGAGCAUUUCUGCAUUCAUGCUGGAGGAAGAGCUGUCCUGGAUGAGCUGGAGAAGAACUUGCAGCUGUCUAAUUGGCACAUGGAGCCAUCAAGAAUGACUCUUUACCGCUUUGGCAACACUUCAAGCAGUUCUCUUUGGUACGAAUUGGCCUAUACAGAAGCCAAGGGAAGGAUGAAGAAGGGAGACAGGACAUGGCAAAUAGCAUUUGGUUCAGGAUUCAAAUGUAACAGUGCAGUGUGGAAGGCUCUAAGGACUGUAAACCCGGCAAAGGAGAAAAGCCCAUGGAUGGAUGAGAUCCAUCAGUUCCCAGUUGAUGUCCCCAAGGUAUCGGCGAUCUAAAGUAAGAAACUAGUGCUCCCUGUCAAAGUGGCAAUAAUUCUUUUCCUGGGAUUUAUCCUUAAUUUUAGUGAAAUGAGUGUUAGUUUGUGGUCAAUAGCAGGGUGAUUUGCAUUUUAUUAUUUGAUGAUAGUCAUCUCAGAGGGGUUUCUACUUUCUAUGCAUGUAUGAGUGGAAUCAGUCAUUUUGCCACAAUUUUGGGAAAACAGGGUUUCUUGGAUGAUCUUACGGCAAAGAUUGUUCAGCAUUUCAUACUAAGAUGACUUUAUGAAGAGGCAUGGCUAUUAUUUUCUAGAUCUUUAUGACGUGGUCUAAAGAUUGGUAUUGGGAUUUGCAGCUGUAACUAAUUUAAUUAAGCAAGACCAUGAAACUAAUUUCCAGCAAUGGUUCACUAUAAUCUUCUUUUAAGCUUUGUAGGGUAAUUCUUUUGCGGUUUGUAGUUUUAACUUUUUACUGCUGUCGAUUUGCUGCACAAUUUGAGUCAUGAAACUAAUUUCAAGCGGUAGUUCACUCUAAU